AUGGAUUCAAGGCAGAUUGCAUCAGCUGGGAUACACCCGAUUGAAUUAUGCAUUUAUUCAGUCCUUUCAAGCAACCUGGAAGCCAUAUAUCAAGCCAUUAAUGAAUUGAGGGAGUCUCAGGCAUUGUUGGUCAUGAAACUCAACCAGGUAAGGAGUUCCUUUCAAGAGGAACAGGAGAUUUUGCGUGAAGAAGGCUCUUUAAAGGAGGAACUUGCGAGGCUUCAUGUCCUUAAGAGGCGAGUGGAUAAGAUAGUGGAGACCUAUUCUGCGUUAGCAACGAAAUGUAAGAAACUAUAG
This is a messenger RNA of Eremothecium cymbalariae DBVPG#7215, 297 nucleotides long. RefSeq names its product Snn1p (gene SNN1). Bases 1 to 297 code for a protein of 98 amino acids. The transcript has a single exon. The record is from RefSeq and is a predicted model, not a curated record. NCBI's taxonomy places the organism in Eukaryota, Fungi, Ascomycota, Saccharomycetes, Saccharomycetales, Saccharomycetaceae.